Messenger RNA from Symbiodinium natans, 3021 nucleotides. NCBI's taxonomy places the organism in Eukaryota, Dinophyceae, Suessiales, Symbiodiniaceae. The record is from the annotation of a GenBank genome assembly.
AUGGCGCGCCGUUUACCAUGGUUUUUGCUAACCGCAAUACUGUGUGUGUCCGGCUUGCGCUCCGACGCCUACACAGCGCGUGAGAAAGCGUCGCAUCAAGAGGCAUUGGCUGCUCGUUUUGAGUGCUCGUCGCACUUUGACUCAUCCAUAUCUGAGACGAGCGAAAGGCAUUUAGUUGCAUUGGUAUCAGGUUACCGAGGUUCUGUGGCAUCGCUGAAAGGACUUGCUGAAGGUCUUUGCUCGGCAAGCUUUGCAAAAAAGGAGCCCACUUUGAUCGUUGUUCUGGAUGCAGUGGCCGGUGCUCAGUCUGUACAGCCCGUUCUCGUUCAGGGAGAGCGUGUGGCGGAUCAAGUGAUGAAGGUCGUUGAGGCUGAGAGACCUGAGAGACGUAUCUCUUCAUAUUCCAUCAUUGGACACUCGCUGGGCGGCAUCGUUGCAAGGGUUGCUGCCUCUCGUCUUGACAGCCUUGGCGGUGAUCGCUUGCGCCCCCGUCUGUUCGUUUCACUUUUUUCACCACACGCGGGAAUGGAGAGCUUUUUGAACUCGAAGUUGCUUCCUAGCCUGAUCCGCAUCUCGCAGACUGACCGCGGAGUUAUGGACGAGUUGUGUGAGCAGGAUCCUGCGAAAAGCAUUUUGGUCAAUAUCUCUCGUGGCCAUUAUCGCCAGGUGCUGGAGAAGUUCCAGAAAAGAGUGCUCUACAGUUCAGACUCAGACUGGCUUGUAGAUUUUGGAAGUGGAGCAAUAACAACGGCCACCCCGCCAGAGGAUGGUCUGGAAGCUGAUGAAGCUGUGCCUGCAGACCAGGAGUACGCAGACCAGGAGUACCCAUCACUAGGUUUGCACAGCUGGAACUUCAGCAGCGAUUCUGGUGCUUGCCACGCCCACAGUGUUCGAUGUGAAGUGAUGAGAGAGCUACAGCAUGUCCCGUUCGUGCGAGUCAGCGCACGUUGGGAACUUUUCAGACCCGACAAGCAUUCAUUUAAAGAUAUGGGUGUGUUAGAGAAGUCGGAGUUGCUUCGGCACUUGACUAAAGAGUUUGGCGGUACGAACGCCAAUCUCCCGCGCGGCGAAAGAUGCGUAAGCUCCGAGUUCUGUGCGGUUGGCCUUGUUUGCUCAGGAGUGUGCCAACCCAGAGUUUUCCAAGCUUCGGAUGCAUGCGACAAAGCAGCAAAAGCAGAGGCAAACGGGGAAAGGUUGGAAAUGUGCUCCUUCGCCGUGGAUCUCCUCAACGAUGCGCUGCAGGCCUGGUUCCUUGUCGUGACGAGCAGUGGUGGUGGGGGUCAUCUGGUGGCCGCGCAGAACCUGCAGAGGAAGUUGCUGGAACAGGCCGAAGGUGGCUACAUAUUGGCAGCGCAAGCCUUGCAGCAAAACAAGGCGUUGUUUACACCUGAAGCAUACAAUCUUGCCAAAGAAGCGCUGUCUGCAGUUCAGAAUGGUCCACCUGCCGUGGCAAUGCUUGACAUGAUGAAAAUCCCUUGCACUAGCUUGGAUGGCAUGGGAUACAUCCCCUUGGGUGGCUUCAUGACGGACCAGUGGAACACGCUGCAAGCUUCAGGUGACAUCGAAGGCUUGAAGCGCUUAGUAGCAGCGCAGCCCUUGACGCAAUGGGUUUUUGGCCGCCAGUGUCGGGAUUUCAUGAAGUCUGUGAUUCGCCAUAAACAGCUGGGGUACCAACGCCCUGCGAAACGAGUGGUCUCUACGCAGCCGCUGCUCAUCCAGUCUUUGCUGGAUGCAUCGGACGCCGGAGGAUUGGAUCUGUACAUGACGGAUCUGCCCACUGAGGAGGCUGUCCACUUCUUCGGUCCCCUGGUUGCUUUGAGUGGGACGAGCAGCACAAUUGAGAAGCGCCUCUUCUUGCAUGGAGUCUCCCCAAUGCAGGGUGGAGAAGCAGAGCUGGAAAGAUUGUCAGGGAUACCACGGCGGCAGAUCAUAAUUGAUAAGUUCAUGCCAAUUGACCCCAGCUUCACUUCUGGCAGUCUGCCCUCACCAGGGCAAGCUGUUGCAAUUCGACUCAAGGCGCAGAUACCUCUCGAGGAAGAUUUCCUUGCAGCAUCAUCCACAUCCGGUCCAGUCACGAACCCCAUCCUACUGGAAGAAGAUGAUGAGCUGCUUAUGGUGAUGUUGGGCUCGCAACCAACAGUAGAGGCUGUGUUGAACUAUGCCAAAGAGAGUCUGAAGCUACCAGACCUCUCCACAGGAAAACGGUAUGUCUUCCUUGCCUGUGGGCGACCGCGGUCUCCAGCCUACAAGCGGCUUUAUGAAGACAUAGUGAGCUUGAGCAGGAGCCUGAGUUCCAUUAGCUCCCGAACCAUCCUCGUGCCUUUCACAGGCCAGCGGGCUGCAGAGAUUCUUGGCAGAGCGGACAUCACCAUCACCCGCAGUGGUGGUCUCACCGCCGGGGAACUGCUGGCACUGCAUCGUGGGGACAAGCGCAAGAAGCACAUCCUUCUCCAUGUCGAAGCUGUGGACGAUGACGCCAAAACUCGCGCUCUUGCAGCUCUGCCUGACAUGCCUGACAUGAGUGAAGACCAGGCUGCAGAGCAAGCCGCAGACAAUGCGGCACUGGUUGGUAUGGUGCCUUGGGAGGCUGGCAAUGCUCGCUACUUGCAGCAGGUUGUGGGUGCAAAAAUCGUGACGCCCGAAAGCUUAGUCAGAACGCUCCUGGAUCAGAAACAACUGCCUUUUCCCGUAAAUUGGCGGCUCUUUUUGCAUCUGCGAGGCUUCAGUGCUACUGCGAUUGAUCUUGCAGAGGAAUGCAACUGUUCAUACUCCUUUCAUCGUUCACGCCCUCUCACUUAUGCCUCUUUAUCAGGGGACAAUGUCUGCAGGACAGCCCUAGAAGCAUUCGCCGGAGCAGCCAUUCCGUGCAACCAGACAACCAUUGUCUCGUGGCGUUUGCCUUCAUAUGGAAUGGAUCUCUUUCAGAUGCUGUACAACCUGACUGACUUGGCGCAGAAUGUAGCGACGUCAUGCAAUGGCACCUUGUUCACCCGUGGUCGCUUCGUGGCAGUGCAGCUGUGA